UUCUCUUUCCUUGCAUGAAAAGAAAACUUUUCCGUCACUAUAAUGGCGAACUACCUUUAUAUACGCCUUAUUUCGUAACGGUUACAUACACAAGCAUUUUCUAUUCUAAGGAUCGUGAAAAUAGGGCACAUCGUGACAUAAGUUUGCAGAACUGCUCGGUGCUUGACCCUGUGUCCGGGGUCACCAGUAGCGAUGAAGGCACAGCAAUGCGACGCCCCUCUAGAUGGCACCGAGAAGACCCGCCAGUGCAAUGCACCGCGCCCCCGGAUCCAACCAAUCGGCGCUUGUGGGAAGGAGCAAGCUUCGUGAAUUUGGAUCAUGGCCUUGCUCGGCUCGUUACUGCUUACCGUGAACAUGGUCACAAAGCAGCCAAGAUUAACCCAUUAUUUACUGGCCAGGCAGUAAUGGAUAUGGUACCAGAAAUACAAGAGCUAACUGAAAUACUUCAUGGUCCAUUUAUCACUACUGGAUUGUUGAACAUGGGAAAAUCAGAAGCAACCAUUGAAGAGGUGCUAGCAUAUCUGGAUCAUACAUAUUGUGGCCAGAUUUCAGUUGAAACAAGCCAGUUGCAAAAUUUCAAAGAGAGGGAAUGGUUUUCUAGAAGAUUUGAAGAGUUGAAACAAGAAAGUUUUUCAACAGAAGAGAGGAAACAUUUGGCAAGACUGAUGUUAGAAUGCCAGGAAUUUGACCACUUUCUGGCCACAAAGUUUUCAACAGUAAAAAGGUAUGGAGGAGAGGGGGCUGAGAGCAUGAUGGGAUUCUUCCAUGAGAUGCUUAAAAUGUGUGCAUUUGCUGGUGUAACAGAUAUAAUUAUAGGAAUGCCGCACAGAGGGAGGCUAAACCUUCUUACAGGACUUCUCCAGUUUCCACCAGAGCUGAUGUUUCGUAAAAUGCGUGGCCUAAGUGAGUUCCCCGAAAACUCCCCUGCAAUAGGUGAUGUACUUUCCCACUUAACUUCUUCUGUGGAUCUGGAUUUUGGUUCCCACCGACCUCUGCAUGUGACUAUGCUACCCAAUCCAUCACACUUGGAAGCAAUAAACCCAGUAGCUGUUGGCAAAACUCGAGCAAGGCAGCAAUCCGUGUCAGAUGGUGAUUACUCUACAGAGAAUUCUGCGCUGCCUGGUGACAAGGUUGUAUGCCUACAGGUACACGGUGAUGCUUCAGUCUCUGGCCAAGGAAUUGUUACAGAAACUUUUACACUAUCAAAUCUUCCUCAUUAUCGGAUAGGAGGCAGCAUUCAUCUGAUUGUUAAUAACCAGUUAGGUUACACAACCCCUGCUGAACGUGGGAGGUCCUCCUUGUACAGCAGCGAUGUUGGCAAAAUUGUCGGAUGUGCUGUUAUACAUGUUAAUGGAGAUGACCCUGAAGAAGUUUUGAGAGCCACACGAUUAGCAGUUGAAUAUCAAAGGUGUUUUCGCAAGGACAUUAUUGUAGAUUUACUCUGCUACAGACAAUGGGGGCAUAAUGAACUUGAUGAACCAUUUUUCACAAAUCCUAGCAUGUACAAAAUUAUAAGAUCUAGAAAAAGUAUACCUGACAUUUACUCUGAACGAUUGGUAGCAGAAGGGCUAAUGACAGAGGAAGAAGCAUCUGAGAUAAGGACUAGUUAUUACUCCAAAUUAAAUGACCACCUUUCCAGUAUGACAUUAUACAGUCCACCAUCCACAAACCUGCAGGCUCACUGGAGGGAGAUGGUUGAACCAUCUGCUCGAAUCACAACAUGGGAUACAGGUGUACCUGCAGAUCUCCUCAAGUUUAUUGGAGCCAAAUCUGUAGAAGUUCCUGAGGAAUUCCAAAUGCACAGCCAUCUUCUCAAAAUGCAUGCACAGUCUAGAAUACAAAAGCUGCAAGAAGCAAUAAAGCUAGAUUGGGCCACGGCUGAAGCUUUGGCAUUUGGGUCACUGCUUUGUCAAGGCUUUAAUAUUCGACUAAGUGGUCAGGAUGUGGGACGAGGAACCUUCAGUCAGAGACAUGCAAUGAUGGUUUGUCAGGAAACAAGUGACACAUACAUUCCUCUGAACCAUAUGACUUCUGAUCAAAAGGGCUUUUUGGAGGUGAGCAACAGUGCAUUGUCCGAAGAAGCAGUGCUUGGAUUUGAAUAUGGAAUGAGCAUUGAAAGCCCCAAAUUACUUCCAAUUUGGGAGGCACAGUUUGGUGAUUUCUUCAAUGGUGCACAAAUCAUAUUUGACACUUUUAUUUCUGGAGGUGAAGCUAAAUGGCUUUUACAGAGUGGUAUUGUGAUACUCCUUCCCCAUGGCUACGAUGGUGCUGGCCCAGAACACUCCUCAUGCAGAAUUGAACGUUUUUUACAGAUGUGUGACAGUUCAGAGGAAGGCGUUGAUGGAGAUACAGCUAAUAUGUUUAUAGUGAAUCCAACUACUCCUGCACAAUAUUUUCAUCUGCUGCGAAGACAGAUGGUUCGGAAUUUCAGGAAACCUCUCAUUGUUGCCUCUCCGAAAAUGCUUUUAAGAUAUCCGGCUGCUGUUUCAAGUCUUGAGGAUAUGGCACCAGGAAAAACAUUUAGACCUGUUAUUGGAGAUUCAUCUGCAGAUCCCAAAAGUGUAAGCAAAGUCAUACUUUGCUCUGGCAAACAUUAUUAUGCACUGCACAAACAAAGAGAAGCACUAGGAGAGCAAGGACGCAGCUUUGCUAUCAUCAGAGUGGAAGAGCUCUGCCCGUUUCCUUUAGAAGCUCUGCAACAAGAAAUCCACAAAUAUCCAAAGGCCAAAGAUUUUAUUUGGAGCCAAGAAGAGCCACAGAACAUGGGUGCCUGGUCAUUUGUUGCACCCAGGUUUGAAAAACAACUUGCUUGUAAGAUGCGUCUUGUAAGUAGACCUGCUCUUCCUGCACCAGCUGUAGGUAUUGGCAUCUUGCAUCAACAGCAACAAGAAGAAAUCCUUGUGAAAACACUGUCAUAACUGGAAUAAUAGUGAUUUUUCUUUUUUUUACGGUUUGGCCUGUGAUGAAUGUUUUACAGUUUUAUGCUGUUUUUAACUAUUGACUUAUUUACCAGAUGAAAAAAAGAAGUUGUUUGUACUUUAAAAUCCUGCCAUCGUUCCUCUCAUGAUAGGGAUCAAAGCACUACAGAAAAGCUGAUAACCGCUAGCAAUGUAUAUAUGCAAUAUUUUCUCAUAGCUUGUCCAGAGGAAAUGUUUUCUGUAAGCUACACAAGUGGAAUUGUUACUUAAUAUAUUUCCUAAAUUAUGAACAAUGCUGUGAUCAGUUAUUUGACACCAUUUAUGUCUUUGGCAACAAAAAGCCAUUAAAAAUCAUUCAGUAGAUUAACUGCCUGCUUUUGGGA
This is a messenger RNA of Xenopus tropicalis (tropical clawed frog), 3301 nucleotides long. It is a transcript of the gene dhtkd1, whose product is annotated as dehydrogenase E1 and transketolase domain containing 1. Bases 15 to 2918 code for a protein of 967 amino acids. Gene Ontology annotation, cellular component: mitochondrial matrix; mitochondrion. The record is from RefSeq and is a predicted model, not a curated record. Gene Ontology annotation, molecular function: thiamine pyrophosphate binding; oxidoreductase activity, acting on the aldehyde or oxo group of donors, disulfide as acceptor. Lineage: Eukaryota; Metazoa; Chordata; Amphibia; Anura; Pipidae. The transcript has 17 exons.